AUGGGAUUGGACUGCCAAAUAUUUAUACUGAAUGUGAAACGUCACGGCUUCAGAAGUGGGGAGAGAAUUAAAGGCACUCUUAGAUACAGCGUAGAUGAGCCAACAGAGUUUGAAACUAUCACUAUUUCAUUCAAAGGUGAAGGCAUAAUUAAAUGGACAAGUGACGGUGAAUACAACAGUUUAAAGGAAGAAUAUUUGGAUCUGAAUACCUCUGUUUUGGAAAGAAAAGAAAAGAAAAAUGUCGGUGUUUAUGAUCACCCAUUUCAAUUUUUACUUCCGGAAGACUUACCAUCAUCGCUAAAUCAUCCGUUGUGUAAAAUAUCUUACAGAGUUUCGGCGGCUUUUGUUACAACUUUACGUCAGAAUAACAAGGAAGAAUUUCAUAACGUAGUACCAGUUUUUGGGUAUUUGAAACCUGAUUCUCCAGAAAUUCUUGCUUUCAGAUUGACUAAACGCCCUUUCUCGUUAAUAUCGGCCCAAAAAACAGUGAAUUGUAACAUCAAUAUCCAAAAGACGUUUUUAGCGCCAGGCGAAAUUAUUAAAAUAAACGUAAUGAUCAGAAAUGAUACACACAUACAUGUGAGCUGCAUUAAAUUUAAACUUAUAUGUGAAUACAUUUAUAUAACGAGCAGUAAAGAAAAAGUGAUGAAACAACAGACUAUAAAAGAAAGUGUUAGAGAAUUUCCUGCGAUAGAUGACAAUGUAGCUUAUUUAAUGUGUGCCAUACCUACAUUGCUGAAUGUAUACUCUGUCCACAAUGCAAAGUUUUUCAAACGAGAUUAUAAAUUGGUAAUCACGGCAAAGUUUCCAUUUCCUAAUAAAAAAGUUUCGUUGCAUAUUCCAGUGAUUAUAGGUGAAAGACAAUGUAGUAAAGACAGAACGGAAAAAUGUGUGGUUUUUUGA
Arctia plantaginis is the source of this 903-nucleotide messenger RNA. Lineage: Eukaryota; Metazoa; Arthropoda; Insecta; Lepidoptera; Erebidae. The record is from the annotation of a GenBank genome assembly.